This is a messenger RNA of Punica granatum (pomegranate), 750 nucleotides long. The record is from RefSeq and is a predicted model, not a curated record. NCBI's taxonomy places the organism in Eukaryota, Viridiplantae, Streptophyta, Magnoliopsida, Myrtales, Lythraceae.
AUGCUGAGCCGGAAACUGCCAUCAAGUCCCCUGGCUCUGCCCCUACUUGGUCAUGUCCGCAUCUUCAUGAGGCCUUCCGCAGCUUGUCCCACAAAUGGUCCUCUAGUCGAGGACUGCUUCACAAAAAACGACAUAGUGUUCUCGAUUCACCAGCAGCUCUCCUCCGGGAAGCCUCUGGAGUGUGGCUUCUCCGGGUUGGGGUCUGUCCCCUAUGGCCAAUGCUGGCAGAACCUCCGCCGCUUUUCUGCCAUCGAGAUAUUCUCGGCUGCCCGAAUUGCUGCUUUGGCUAGCAUCCGGACAGAGGAGAUUCGGCUAAUAGUGAAAGAACUGAUGGAGGAGGGUGGCUCCAAGAAAGUGGAAGUCAAAUCUUUGUUCUAUGUGUUGACUUUCAAUAUAAUGAUCAGGAUGGUUGACGGAAGCAGAUAUUUCCGUUAUUUCCGUCUAGGUGAACUUGGCUCGGAGACAAUCAAAGUUACGGACUAUCGGGUUCAUGGUGAAUUGGAGAAUAUAAGAGGGAUUUUCAGUCCGACGCUUGAGGCAACUGUCUGCGACUACUUUCCAUGGCUAAGGUGGUUAAGUUUUCAUGGACUGGAAAAGAGGUUCUUGAGAAUUCACAAGAGAAGGGAUGAGUUCAUGCAGAGGAUGACAGAAAAUCACAGGAAGAAAUUCCCUUCCUCUCCUUCUAGACGUGACGAGGAUGAAUGCCAGAGUGAUAAGGGAGGAUUUGUCCAUAAAAUGGGUACAACUUAG